CAGCCAGAUCCGAUCCUUCUCCAACUCGAUUAGGUACCCUCGCGAUUAGGGACAAACGGUUAAUAAAAUAAUAAAAUAACACCGGCUAGCACCCUACGGUCCCGUCCACUCCACCACCACCACCACCGGCCCUUCUCCAAUCGCCACCGAUUCCUCCGGCCGGAGACCGAUCCCCACCCCCCGCCGCCACCUCCGCCGCCGCAGCAGCCUCCUCGUCGCGCGGCGGCCGCCGUCUCCGCCGCACGCGCCUCGCGCUCGAAACUUGCAUACCUGGACAGCAUUUAAAGGAACGAUGGCACUGUCGCGCAGUAUGAGAACAUGCCUGCAUAGCGGAAGACUUGCCGCCCUGGCAAUACUGGUCUCUGGUGGGAUCGUAUUGCAGAUUUUGGCCUGCGCUCUGUAUAACAACUGGUGGCCAAUGUUGACAGUUCUGAUGUACCUCAUACUACCUAUGCCACUCAUAUUUUUCCUGGGCUCCGAUUCUCCAUCGAUCAUGUCGAAUGAGAAUGAUGGGUGGGUGAACUUCACCAAGUUCCUGACGGGCGCGUCGAUCGUGGGCAGCAUCGCCAUCCCGUCGAUCCUGAAGCAUGCCGGCGUCAUCGGGUGGGGCGCGCUGACAAUGGAGCUGUCCUCCUUUGCCGUCUUCGGGCUGGCCAUCGUGUGGUUCCUCCAGAUGAACUCCGAGGACGAGUACAGCGCCUUCUGAUCUCCAGCGCUUCAUCCUCUCCUGAACCUGUGGUCUGCGUGUUUCUAGCGGCACUUCACUAGAAAUAGGGAUCAUCAACUUGUGAAUAUCUACAGUAUGAUUUGGAGCAUUGGUGUGCUUGACCUUGUUUAUAUCAGUGAAGUGAUCCUAUUCAGUUGCCUGUACAGAUAUCUGCCUGCUAGCAUUUUUUGUUGGUAGGAACUUGAACUUCCAUUGAUGAUCUCACUCACUUGCAUCA
This is a messenger RNA of Triticum aestivum (bread wheat), 944 nucleotides long. Its product is annotated as vacuolar protein sorting-associated protein 55 homolog. Gene Ontology annotation, cellular component: endosome. Gene Ontology annotation, biological process: late endosome to vacuole transport via multivesicular body sorting pathway. Lineage: Eukaryota; Viridiplantae; Streptophyta; Magnoliopsida; Poales; Poaceae. The transcript is spliced from 5 exons. The coding region runs from base 293 to 706 and encodes 137 amino acids. The record is from RefSeq and is a predicted model, not a curated record.